Molecule: messenger RNA, 302 nt
Organism: Staurois parvus
Lineage: Eukaryota; Metazoa; Chordata; Amphibia; Anura; Ranidae
Source: the annotation of a GenBank genome assembly
AUGGGAUAUGGCGGUGAUCAGGACGCUGGUAUGGGGUAUGGUGGUGAUCAGGACGCUGGUAUGGGGCGUGGCGGUGAUCAGGACGCUGGUAUGGCGCGUGGUGCGUGAUCACAACGCUGGUAUGGCAUAUGGGGUAAUCAGCAUGCUGGUAUGAGACAUGGGUGAUCAGGGCGCUGGUAUGGGCAUGGCGAAGAUCAGGACGCUGGCAUGGGGCACGGCGGAGAUCAGGGCGCUGGCAUGGGGCACGGCGGAGAUCAGGGCGCUGGCAUGGGGCACGGCGGGAGAUCAGGGCGCUGGCAUGG